AAUCGUGGUUGGUGAUCUCACCACUCGGUUGAAGAUCUGUGAUAUUCGACUAAGCCGCAUACGAAAUAGUAGAAGCAAGGCUCGGAUUAUCUCUCCUUCCGGCGCCAUCGGGGACGGUGGAUGCCUGCAAGGCUCAAAGAUAGAGCCUAAUGGCCUAGCCGUUGGAGAUCUCGGCUGGCCUGGCUUUUUCAAUACUGUGGUAUGUCCAGGUGCAAACUGCGCUUCACGACUGCCCUGCGACAGGAAACAUAUUGUUUGACAUGCAAACAACGAUAUUGACCAUAUGAUCCGUCACCCUCAGACUCUAUCAUGGUGACUGAGUGAGACAUCCACACUGUGAUCCAGAUGUCGAGCAAUGGCGUUUGAUCUCGUGCGCGCUUUUUCAACCUCUUCCACUUUUUCGACUUGCUCGCCUGUCCUUCACAGCGCGAUCCUACCUUGGUGUUUCUGCCACCCAGAAUGGCUUCAGUGACGCUAGAUGCGUCUCUGCUCGAGAUUGCCAAGUCGUUGGACGUGGAAAAGGCUCCGGACAAACUUCGUUGCGGCGCAUGUCACAAACUCAACGUGAAUGCCUACAAGACUACGUGUUGCGACACAUAUAUCUGCGAAUCAUGCUUCAACGAGUCAUGCGAUCAAAGUUGUCCGAAGUGCGAUCACAAACCAUUCACAGCCGAAACUUGCAAGCCAAACAAGUCCAUUCGUCUUACCAUCAAGUCAUAUUUGAAGGCGGCGGAAAAGGCCACAGCGGAGGCACCUGAGCGGGCAAAACCCACCGCGGACGAGACACCUCAGGCGGAGAUCUCGGGUCAAAGUGCCAAUGACGAGAUUCGGGAAGAGGAGCCUGCGACGGAAGUCGACGCUGAACAGGCGGUGGGUGUGGCAGAAAAUGGUGACACCAGUGCCCUUGAUGUGCAGCCUUCGGUCGAGGAUCUUGAUGCUGACGCCUGCGAUAACUUUGACGACGAAGUGGACAUUCAAGUCGACCUAGAUGACGAUCACCAAGAGAUCCCUUUACAGCGCCUCCGAAGCGUUGAAGCCACUCCAAACGAACAAUCUCUCGCUCCAACAGGACCUAAAUCGGAUAUGCCUGACAUGUCGAAUGGCACUCCAGACGGUAUGGGCAGCAUGGAUUUCCAAAACAUGAUGAAUGGUUUUGGCAACAUGGACUACAAUCAAAUGAUGCAAAUGAUGGCCGCCAACGGCAUGGGCGGUCUGAAUCCAAUGAUGGGAAUGCCUAUGGGGAUGAAUCCAAUGUCAGCCGGCAUGUUUGGUGGGUUUGGACCAAAUGGAGGCAUGAAUGGUGCGCAAGGCAUGAAUAUGGGAAUGAACUUCAAUCCCAAUCAAGGGAUGUUUCCUGGAUGGAAUAACCAAAACAACAAUAUGUGGCAGAAUAAUAAUGCAAAUGCAUACUCGAAUGGCAUGGGUGGUGACUUCGGUUCCAACUAUGGUUUCAAUAUGGCAAACUCUGGCAACUUCCAGCAGUCAUAUCCCAAUGGUGAUUUCCAGAGUGGUUACAAUGGUCGCGGUUAUGGUCGUGGCCGUGGCCGCGGUCGUGGAGGUUUUAGAGGUCGUGGUAACUUCAACCAAUAUUCUCAGUACCAACAACAAGGAUAUUACAACAACGGACCUGGCCAGCAGAACUAUCAAAACCAAAAUGGGGACAGGCCCAAUGGUGCAUUCGAUGAGCAAAAGACUGACGGCGACAAUAAGAUUGAAGAUUCGACGCAUGAAGAUGACGAAUUCGCACCUGGUGGUCAAGAAGAGGUUCAAGAGGCACUUGGAGAUGACUAUCAAAAGUCCUCAGUAGAGGACAAGAAGGUUCCUGAUGAUGCCGUCACGGAAAAGGAAGAGCGCAAUGAGCUAGAACAAAAUGGCGAGUCUCGCGAUGAAGCUCGAGACGAUGAGCCUGCUCCACUAGACGACGGGGUCCCCGUGAAGACAGCUGAGUUUGAUGAGAACACUCCUGUUGCUGAUGGACACAAAUCAGUCCCAGAGGCAUACAGUGAGGAUCUCCAUACACCCAUGCCACCACCAUCCGCACCAUUAGGCCCAUCAGCUCAAUAUGGCGGUCGAGGUCAUGGUAGAUUCUCAUCCCGUGGACGUGGUUCGAUGUCGCAGCCAAAUGGUCAUUUUGCUCCAUCAGUGAAGCCGUUCACACCGCCUACUGAGCCAAAAGGGGCCGGUGUUGUAGGUGCGCCUACGGGUCCUAGAGCGAUGCGUGAACCUCCCGCAGCACCUGCUGCACGGCCAGCAUCUCGAGCUGCCAGCACGGGUUUCCAGAUCAUUGGUAGGGCUUCCAUGGCUCGAUCCCAGCGGUCAGAGUCACGCGAUGUUGGUAGCGCCCACAGUAAGUCUCCUGCGCGAGAUCAUCAUGAAGACAGGUUCGAAGAUCAAUCUAGAAGAGGGUCAAGGCAAGAGGUAAAUGGCACGUCCCGGCAUGAUAACGCGGAGCAAGAUGACUACGAACACCGCGACAAAGACAGGCGAUCCAAGAAACCGAAGCGAGACACAUACGACGACUAUGAAAGGGACCAGCGGGAAGGGUCGUAUGAACGGUCCGACUCGGCGGACAGAAAAUCGUCAAGACGAAGUCGUGGAGACAAAGAGAAGACAUCCUCAUCCAGGCAUCGAUCUUCUCGCUCCAAGCGCUACGAUGACGACGGAGUCAAUGGCGACUAUGAGAUGAAAGACCAUGAUGAUUCCGCCCGGCAUGACCACCAUGAUGACAGCAGGAGCAAGCACAGAAGCAGCAAGUCAUCCAAGUACGAUGAUAGAGACCGAGACCACGAACGCGACCGUGAUAGAGAGAGAGACCGAACUCGUGAUGACGGUCGAAACGAGAAACAUCGUGAUCGAGACCACGAUCACAACCGCGAUCGCGAUAGAAAACGUUCCCGACAUGACCGACACCGCGAAGACAAUAAAGAGCACAACUACGACUAUGACUACGAACGCGAACACGAUGGUGAGGAGCCAGAUUCUCGACAUCGGUCUAGGAGGCAUAAGCGGGAUCAUCGACGAGACGGUGAAGACGCUCCUAUCGAGAAUGAGCGAUCUCAUCGGUCCAGCGCCUCGGCGACACCUGCUGCGGUGCAGCCAGAGAAAGAUCCACAUACUCUUGAGCGCGAGGCGAGGAAUCGCGAGAGAAUGGUGAAAGAGCAGCAGCGUAGAGAAAAGGCCGCGAAAGGGGCUGGCGGAUCCGGGUCAGGGUCGGGGCGGCGCGUCACGUACAAGUAUGAGGACGAACUGGAGAGGGGGUUGGUCGAAGGGGAGAGAGCGAGGUGGAGAUAAUCUAGGCAUCUUUCCUGUGUUCUGCUCGCAUGUGUGGGCUUUGGUGUGAACUCCGUCAGGUGUGAAUUUGUGUCUGGGAUGGGGUGGGAUAGGAAGGUGGUUUUUGGCUUGCAGACUUGACGAGAGAUGCCAGUGCUGUGCUGCAGCAGAUACCUAUUGUAUCUUCACUUCAUAACCUUUUGCGAGAACAGAAAAGAUCAGAGCA
Molecule: messenger RNA, 3496 nt
Organism: Exophiala viscosa
Lineage: Eukaryota; Fungi; Ascomycota; Eurotiomycetes; Chaetothyriales; Herpotrichiellaceae
Exons: 5
Coding region: 460-3291 (943 amino acids)
Source: RefSeq, a predicted model, not a curated record